This is a messenger RNA of Betta splendens (Siamese fighting fish), 2232 nucleotides long. RefSeq names its product hedgehog acyltransferase like, b (gene hhatlb). Gene Ontology annotation, cellular component: endoplasmic reticulum. Gene Ontology annotation, molecular function: acyltransferase activity. The record is from RefSeq and is a predicted model, not a curated record. NCBI's taxonomy places the organism in Eukaryota, Metazoa, Chordata, Actinopteri, Anabantiformes, Osphronemidae. Gene Ontology annotation, biological process: negative regulation of N-terminal protein palmitoylation.
GAACAGCCCCUUUGUUCUGCCCCCUGUCCCACUGGUCAAAGUAUAAAUACAUCAAGUCACCUUUAACUGAUGGCAGCUCCCUCUCUGAGAGUCAGUGGGACCUGCAGCCUGAGCUCUGUGAACGCACAGCUGGUUCAAGGUCAGGAUCACAACAGGUGCCGCAGAGGACGGACGGGCUGAAGCGCACGAACGUGUGGUAUUUUAGCAGCAGCAGCAGCAGAAAGUGACAGAAGGACGGAGGUUUGAAUGAGCUUACGGGACCAUGGGAAUAAAAGCGGCGCUUCCCAAAUACGAGCUCUACUUCUACAACGUGGUGCUGUGCGUGGCCGUCCUCUGGGCCAGCAGCUGGAUCUUUGAGGUGUCCAGAUCCAGUGCAAACAGGAAGGCGUUCAGAACCAGCGUGAAGCCGGGAUGGUACUACGUCGGGAGGAAAAGGGACGCAGCCGAUUUGGAGUGGGUGAUGUGGUUCUCCACCUUCAGAGCCCACAUCCUGUUCGCUCUCUCCGGACACGUGCUGUUCGCCAAGAUCUGCUCCAUGUUGGCUCCGCAGUACAGGUCCCUGGUGCACAUGGCGUAUGGGCUGCUGGCCGUGUGGACCAGUAUGGGCUGGACCUACGUCACCCUCAUCCUGUCCCACUGCAUCCUCCUCUACAGCAUCUCCUUGGUGAAAAUGCGCUGGCUGUGCUUCGCCACGGGGCUCUGCACUCUGGCCACGUUCAAGUGUGAGCCCUUCGUGUCCUGGCAGGCCGGUUUCGUCCAAGGGGACUUUGAGCUGCGCCACGUGCUCUUCUACGGAGGCUGCGGGUUCACCAUCAUGCGCUGCAUGAGCUUCGCCUUGGAGAACUGCGAAAGGAAGGACGGAAACUACAGCCUCCUGGAGCUGCUCAAGUACAACUUCUACCUCCCCUUCUUCUACUUUGGGCCCAUCAUGACCUUUGAUAAAUUUUACAUACAAGUCAACAAGGCGGACGUGGCAGAAGGAAGGGAGUGGGAGAUGUGGAACAUCAGGGUGCAGGGCCUGGUCCACUCGGCGUGGGUGGUGGCGGUGGACGUCCUCUUCCACUUCAUGUACAUCCUCACCAUCCCCACAGACCUGAGGCUGAUGAAGCAUCUCUCCGACUGGGCUGUAGUCGGUCUGGCCUACUUCAACCUGGUCUACGACUGGGUCAAGGCGGCCGUCAUGUUCGGAGUCAUCAACACGGUUUCCAGACUGGAUCACCUGGACCCGCCCAAGCCGCCGAAAUGCAUCACCAUGCUCUACGUGUUUGCCGAAACACACUUCGACAGAGGAAAUAUAACGAACUGGUUGUGCAAAUACGUGUACGACCACCUGGGUGGGAAGCACGACAGCGUGGGGGAGGAGCUGGUGGCCUCGCUGUGCACCUUCGGCGUCACCGUCCUCUGGCUGGGACCCUGCAGCGCCGUGCUGAUCUGGGCGUUCCUCAACUGCUUCGGCCUCAACUUGGAGCUGUGGACGGCCAAGUUCUUCUCCACGGAGCCGUUCGCGUCGUUCGAGGUUGGACUGGAAUGACGGAGGCGACGUUCCCGUCGGAUCAGAGCCGUCUUCAACACCUUCAACUUCUGGAGCAUUGUGUUGUACAAUGUUCUGGCUUUGAACAGUUUGGAUUUUGCCAAGUUGGUCGCUAAACGGCUGCUUCUAAAAGGGUUUCCCGUGACCACCGUCCUCGUCAUGUUUGUGACCUACUGCCUGAUCCAGGUGAUCAAAGAGCGGGAACGGAGACGGGCCCUGAUGGACGACCCCGACCCUCCGGGCCGCACCUGCAGACGUCACCGGCAGCCAGGCCGGAGCGGCCGCUGCGUCCGCGGCCCAGGCGGGCCCGGACGGGACGGACCCCAGCAAGCAGAAAGCAGAGUAGACCCUGGUCCCUGGUUCUGGAACAUCAACGACUGUGUUGCUGUCGAUCAAGGUUUUUAAACAGUGAUGCCGUGUGGCACGAUUGACUCAAACUUCUGCUCUUAUUUUAGACUGAGGGUAACGAGCACUAAUGUCUGUGUGAUAUGCUCAGUACAUUGUUAUUAAAAAAAUGACUUCCAUGUAAAUGAACAGCUGUGCUUCCUGUCGUUUUGGGCGUGUGAGAUCAUGUCAGCAGUCAUUUAAUACCUGUCUGAUGGACACUGUAUUAUCUAGGUCUGCACUGAGUCACUGCCUGGACCUGAACAGCUGAACAAAUGGUAUCUAGUGACAUUUAACAAAUAAAAUAAAUGACUGAU